AUGAAAUUUUUAAACGAAAAUAGCAAUAACUCAAACGAAGCCGAACAUGAUUCGCUUGUUCGCGGUCAAUUUCAUCAAACUGUCCAGAAAGCGUGUAUUGGUUUGCUGUUCAUGACAUUUUGUACUCAAGCGCUAAUGUGGAUCCCCAGCAAACAAAGGGACUCGGUUAUUGACGUUCCCGAGUUUUUCGUCAUGUUUGGACCGACGUUCGUUCGUGUGGGAAAAAUGUUCAUUCACGAACUUUACGUCACACUCUGGAUGUGUCGCAUCUAUUUCUGCACAGUCGUAUGCGCAUCUUUGCUGGCAGGGCUGCGAGCUGAGUUGCUCAUCAUUGCUAAAAACUACAGUGGAAUAUUAGCUCAGAUUCAGUGUAAUCUAUCGUCGGAUGGAGCAUGUCAAGAAGCAAACGUAAAGUUGUUCUGGACGACGCUAAAUCAGCAAGUUGGAUGGGUUGUACACCAACACGUAGAAUUAUUGCGAAACGUGGCAAUCAUUAAACCAGCCCUGGAAAUGGUAUUUUUGGUCAUGUACGUACGAAUGAUUGUGUGCCUAGGACUAAUGAGUUUUAUUGCGGUGAAGGCUGGAGUAUCACCAGUAACUGCAAUAAUUCUGACAGCGGUUAUCGGGUAUCUUGCCGAAUGCUACUGGGCUUGCCGUUUGGUUGAUUCCUUUCAAGAUAUUAACAAUCAAAUUAUGAAGGACGCUUAUGAAGUUUGCACUAUCUUGCCCUUCAGUAAAGCUCAUCGCAGUGACUACAUCAAAAUGCGCACUUCAUUGAUGAUUAUUCACCUUUGUACCUCUAGCAGCCUCAAAAUCAGCUGUGGAGGUUUUUUUCAAAUGACGUCCAGAAUAUUCGUUCGGGUGGUCAAUACGUCGUACACUGUCAUCACUUUCCUAACGCAAAUGAGAUAA
This is a messenger RNA of Wyeomyia smithii (pitcher-plant mosquito), 912 nucleotides long. RefSeq lists its product as uncharacterized. The transcript has 3 exons. The coding region runs from base 1 to 912 and encodes 303 amino acids. The record is from RefSeq and is a predicted model, not a curated record. NCBI's taxonomy places the organism in Eukaryota, Metazoa, Arthropoda, Insecta, Diptera, Culicidae.